AUGGCCUUUGUGGCUGCUGCCAUCUAUCAACGUCGCCGCCGACACCGUCGCCUCGAAGACGAGAAGAAGAAGAAAAAGGAAAUGGAUCUCUCGUUGAAAGACCAUGCCAACAAUGCCUCGCAGUCCCUCCAAACCGCCUUGCGGAGAAUAUCCCACGGCGCGCAGGACCUGCAACUCCCGCUGUUUGGACAAAACAGCAAUCACGCACCCGUAAGAGAUCACUCGAGACGACGAGCUACUCGAGCCAACAUGAGGAGAGCGCAGAGCUCCGGAGAGGAUUUUGACUUGGCAUUGUCGUUGUGUCAAAAUGCGCUGCUACGAAUGCAUCAGGAAGGCGAAGAUGAAGAGAUGAUUGAACAAAAGCUGAAUGCAGUCACACAGAUGGUCGAACAAUUUCGAGAAGGGGAUGCGUUGAGCGAUUUUAGUGACACAGAGGUAGAAGAAGAGGAAGAAGAAACGGAAGCGGACAGAACUCCUAUUCUUUUGUUGAACGAUCAGACCGAUAUUUGGGUCAACAAUGUCCUACCCUUUGUCGGUAUGGGAAACUACGUAUAUGUGGCCGGGGUCAACAAGCAUAUGAAGCAAGUAUAUGAAGCAUACUGCGCCUCGGUGGAAACGCCUCCCCAAGUGACAGCUCCGUUUAUCAGAGAAGCUACAGUGUACGAUACCUUUUACAGUUCGGUCUUUUCCGGUAUAUCCUGUGCUCAAUUUUGGGACCAAGAAACCAGAGAAGACGACAACCGACUCAACCUUGUCUGUACUGUGGUAGCCAAGGUGGGAAAUCUCGACGUCUUCAAGUGGGCUCACGAACAACAGUUCCCGUGGAAUGAACGAACGUGCGAACAGGCGGCUGCAAAUGGACACGUCAAGAUUCUGGAAUAUGCACACAAAAAUGGCUGCCCGUGGGAUAGCGACACCUGUUCCAGCGCUGCCAAACAUGGACAGUUCAAAGCACUCAAAUAUGCCUGUGAUCAGGGAUGUCCCUGGGAUGCCAUGACAUGUGCAUUUGCUGCUCAAAAUGGACAUUUGGAGGCACUCAAAUGGGUUCGAAGCAAAGGCUGCCCGUGGGAUGGAAACACCUACAGCUAUGCGGCAUCAAAUGGACACUGGCAUGUCCUCAAGUGGGCAAGACAAAAUGGUGUCCCUGGGAUGCCAUGA
Molecule: messenger RNA, 1158 nt
Organism: Seminavis robusta
Lineage: Eukaryota; Bacillariophyta; Bacillariophyceae; Naviculales; Naviculaceae
Source: the annotation of a GenBank genome assembly